CACUCUUCUGCAUACACAUAACGUCCAUCCAGAGCAAGGAGUGAAGCGAUAACUUGAAAAAAGAAACCCAGUCCGCCAUUGAAACGGCUUCGGCCUCCUCAACAACGACGAUGCGCCCCCUGGCGAUUCUCGCGGGUUUUCAACGGAGACCCCGAUCGAGUCAGUCCCUAGAUUUUGUUCAAGUGACUCAGGAGGAACAAGGUAGAAAGAAGACUCAGUGGUAGAGCAACAAGUUGUUCAAUAUCUCCUGUUGAGGUGUCGUUACCAACAUCAUCUGGUACUCAAAAGAUGAGCACCCGCGUCUGUUUUAAGCAAUUGUGUUGAUGUCAUUUCCGAGAUUGAUACCCGUGAACCAUGAGAUUGAUGUGAAACAUUCUUUACAAGGUGUUUGUGCCAUUUUCUAAUGAGGGUUCCAGUAGGUUGACACGAGGCUGCUUCAGAACAUCGGAGCAUGUCCCACUCCAAAUUGAGCUUGGCUAUGGACGAUAGUCCAACCAGAUCCAGAGAUCACUCCAACGAGCCCUUUUCUGCGGCUACCAACAUGGACCACGAGACCAUCAUCAACAAUUCGGAUGAUGAUCAUGUGGCCGAAAUGGAAAAGCUCAUGCCUCCUCCGCCUUCUAUUACAGCGGCCGCAGCUUCUGGAGCAAUUGGAAGUAGCGGAGUCUCAGACACAUUCCAAUCGAUCAAUUCUAGUUUUUGCGAUGCCACCCAAGAAGCUCGGAAUUUCACGCAGAUUUUGGCUGUGCUCGCAGUGAGCUUUGGCUGUUACAUUCAUGGCACAACAGUGACGUUUCCGGCUGUGUUUUGGCCUUUGAUGGUCCAUGCCAACUCUACCAAUGCCACCCUACCACAUUCUUUAUUCAACUACUCCUUGCCAUUUCAUGUCUACAAUGAAGACAGAGCUCUCAUCAUGAGCAUCGCUUCUUUCGGGAUGUUGGCCGGGAGCCUUGUGGCAGGUCCCAUGGCCAACUUUAUCGGCCGGAAGUGGACCAGUAUUAUUGGGACGUGUGGAACCUUGACCUUGAGCUACGCCAUGGUCCUCUUUGCCCAAUAUCUGUGGAUGGUCCAACUCGGCCGGUUCAUCAUGGGAACGGCUCUGGGGUUUUCAACCACCAUAUCCACUCUUUACAUCAUGGAGAUUGCCACUCCCAACCUUCGCUCCAGCCUGGCAGUGGUGCCAGCCAUUGCUGGGACCCUUGGAAUUUUGAGCUGCCAAUGCUUGGGCGCUGUACUCAAUUGGCAACUCCUCACUUUGGUCCUGACUUGCCUCAACAUUCCCUUCCUGUUGAUGCUCUUGUUCCUUCCCGAGACCCCCGUGUAUCUCAUUGCCACAGAGCAAAUAGAGAGGGCUCACAGUGUGCUUCGAACGUUGAGGGGUCGCCGUUGGGACAUCACCAAAGAGUUAACCGACAUCAAAAUUGCCUCCGAGGCCCAUGAUCAAAAGAAGGAUCACAUUGGACUUCGGGACUUUUCCGCGCCGUCGGUUCUCAAGCCGUUCCUCAUGGCCCUGGUACUCAUGUUCUUCUUUCAGUUCACUGGUAUCAAUCUCAUUCUGCAGUACACGGUGGACAUCUUCCAAUCCGCCGAAAGCUCGAUCAACGAGUUCAUGGCCACCAUCUUUGUCGGGAUUGCUUUGCUCAUCUCGAAUAUUAUCACGCUAUUGGUAGCCGGAAAGAUGCCGCGCCGUCUCAUGCUCUUGUUUUCAUCCCUGGGAAUUUCGGUGAUGCUCAUUUCUAUGGGCGUGUUCUUCUACCUAAAAACCCUUGAGCAUUCCUCUUGCUAUGACAAUCUGAAGAGUCAAUAUAGUGUUAUGAACAUGAGUGCCGACACUCUGACCGAUGUGAUUCCAGUGCCAGAAAAGUUCCUGAACUCGGAGUCCACUCCCGCUUCAACGGAGGACGAGUCCCUGCCAGCCAGUGUCAUCAAGGGUAACAAAGAUUGCCCUUCCAUCUACACUGCUCAUCUCGGAUGGCUGCCUCUAGUUAUCCUUAUGCUGUACAUCUUCUUCUUUAACCUGGGCUACGGUUCCAUGAUCUGGAUCACUGUGGCUGAAAUCCUACCUCAACAUGUCCGUUCCGUCACGAAUAGCUUAUCAGUGGGCUUCACUUGCUUGUGUUCGUUUUUUACUUCCCAUACUUACGACGAUCUGAAAAACUCCAUCGGUGGGGAAGGCGUUUUUUGGUUAUAUGGUGGGAUCAGUUUGAUUGGGUUUUUCUUCAUUAUGUUCUUCGUUCCCGAAACGAAAAAUAAGUCAGAGGCGCAAAUUCGACGACAUUUCCUCUCGAAGGCCGAGCGGGCUGCCUUGGAUGCUUCGGGCCGACGAUGAAUCGCUUGCGCAUGGUCACCCUGCACAAGAAUAAUGUACAACCCAUAAUGCACAAAACGCGAGGAAUAAAGGAAGAAUCGUUCGAGGACCCCUCAGAUUAGUACAGUAGUGUUUCAGUGAAGUGUUCAAGUGCCUCAACUUGUGAAACUAAGACUGAUGUUGAGGGUUACCUCUCCCGAUAAGCAGUGUUUCGACCCCAUUGGCCCCACAAUCGAUUUCACCAAUGUUAAACCGAUAACCACCACCAAUUGGCUGAGUUCCAUGUAAUAAUUAAUGCCUUGCAUUUUGUCCCAAAUUUCUUUCGCAUUGCUUUUCAAAUCCGGCUGUGAGCACUCACACUUCGAGUUUUCCCGAUUUAAAGAAAAGAAAAACAGGACAUUUGAAGAAUCAGAAUUACCCUUGAUCAGUUGUAUUUUUUCUUAUUUAGUACAGCAAUGCAUGUACCAUGUUAUUGAAUGUCUUUAAAUAUAAAGUAAGAUCUUCCAGUGAAGAACGACCAAACUAUCGUUCGCAUCGUUUGAAGAUUUGUUGUAUUCCUAUUCAUGCGUACAAUACGAAACUGCUUCAUACAUGGUGAAAAAUAAAUCAUGGACACUGUU
Molecule: messenger RNA, 2928 nt
Organism: Tigriopus californicus
Lineage: Eukaryota; Metazoa; Arthropoda; Copepoda; Harpacticoida; Harpacticidae
Product: facilitated trehalose transporter Tret1-2 homolog
Exons: 4
Coding region: 452-2329 (625 amino acids)
Biological process (GO): transmembrane transport
Cellular component (GO): membrane
Molecular function (GO): transmembrane transporter activity
Source: RefSeq, a predicted model, not a curated record